GCCCACCAUAGCAUUUCUUGUGCGGCAAGAACACUCGAGACCAUAGCCAUCGUCAACAUGGCGACCACCACGGAAUAUACGCUUGAAAAGAUAGCAGGCCAUCACGUCGAGGAGACGCUUGGCCAGGGUGCCCUUAUCGAUGCCAAACAUGCCGCGGAUGAAGAGCACGCGCAGAGUCUCUGGCAAGCUAUCAAGGCCAACAAAAACGCUGUCGGCUGGUCGGUGCUGGUCUCCAUGUCUGUGGUCAUGGAGGGUUAUGACACUAUCCUAAUCGGCAAUUUCUUCGGAUAUCCCGAAUUCCAGAAGAAGUACGGCCAUGAUUAUGGUGGUACGACCGGAUAUCAGAUUUCGGCUCCGUGGCAGACUGGCCUGGGUAUGGCCAGUACGGUUGGCGCUAUUUUCGGUGGAGUUAUGAAUGGCCAGCUCUGUGCUAAAUAUGGCUACCGAUGGGUAAUGAUCGUCGCCCUCUUCUUCAUGACAGCAUUCAUUUUCAUCAUCUUCUUCGCCCAAUCCCUCCCCGUCUUGCUGGUGGGCGAGAUCCUCUGCGGCUUUUCCUGGGGCGUUUUCGCAACUGUCGGCCCGGCGUACGCUUCUGAGGUCUGUCCAACCAACUUGCGUGGCUAUCUGACCACCUUCGUCAACCUUUGCUGGGCCAUCGGUCAGUUUAUUGCGGCUGGCGUGCUGGAAGGCCUGAUCAACCGGCCUGACCAGUGGUCCUACCGCAUUCCCUUCGCGUUGCAGUGGAUCUGGCCCGUACCGCUCAUGAUCUGCUGCUUCUACAUGCCUGAGAGCCCAUGGUAUCUGGUGCGAAAUGACCGACUGGAGGACGCCAAACACAGCAUUAAGCGGCUGAGCAACGAUAAGACGGAGGAACAGUUGGCUGGCCAGCUCGCCAUGCUGGUGCAUACCGUCAAGAUCGAAGCCGAGAUUGUAUCCGGUACUUCGUACUUGGACUGCUUCAAGGGCGUUGACCUCCGCCGCACCGAGAUUGCAUGCGUUACCUUCGCCGGCCAGAUCCUGUCUGGCAGCACAUUUGCCUAUUCCCCCACCUACUUCUUCGAACAGGCAGGUAUGAGUCCUACAGAGGCGUUCAAGAUGAACGUGGGUAGCACGGCGAUGGCGUUUACCGGAACUCUCCUCUCGUGGUGGCUCAUCACGUACUCGGGCCGUCGUACUCUGUACGUCUGGGGCCAAGGCACCCUGUUCUUCCUUCAGAUUAUCAUCGGCAUCCUGAGCGCGACAACCAGCUCCAAAGGGUCGCUCUGGGCCCAGGCGGCGCUCUGCAUCAUCUGGGUGCUCACCUACUCGAUGACGGUUGGCCCUAUCGCCUACGCUAUCGUCUCCGAAACCUCGUCCGUCCGUCUACGUUCGCUCAGCGUUUGCUUGGCCCGCACGACCUACCAGAUUGUAAACGUUAUCUCGCAGGUGUUGGAACCUUACUUCAUGAAUCCCACCGCCUGGAACGCCAAGGGAAAGACAGCCUUCUUCUGGGGCGCCACCGCCCUUGGAAUGUUUGCCUGGUCCUAUUUCCGCCUACCCGAGGCCAAGGGCCGCACUUACGAGGAAAUGGAUCUCCUUUUCCAGAAGAAGGUGCCCGCCCGGAAGUUCGCCUCCACUCAUGUCGAUCCCUAUGCAUUAGGAAUUGCACCAUCGAAGGAGGCCCUCGCACCCACGCAGGAAGAGACCAAGGAGACCAAGUAAUCGGACACUUUUGGAUUGUUCCUUAAUCUUGUAAUUCGUUUAAUACGAUACCUGCCUAACUGUGACGGCAGGAUCGAGGCAAUGGCCAGGGCUCAAAGAUCCAAGAAUCUCAUGUAUUGAAAAUACUAAGCUAAAGAGAAGAAGGAGAGAGAGAGAGAAGGAAAGGGGAUAAAAGGAGGGAAAUACUAGCUAAAACCACUGAAACGCCGGCUAGCUAGGUGAAACUGGUCAUGUGACAGCCUGUGAUAGGCACACGUGAUGGCGCAUGGACAGGUGUCAGAUAUCGUAGAUCUAGUUUCCUAUUUUGGGUACAGCUUGCGAUCGGAAUCAUAUGGAUCGCAUAGGAUUUCCUAAUUAAGUAAAGGGCUUCGCAUGCCUGGCUAAGUACUAGGGAAUAUAUAGGGAGACGCUCCUAGCUUUGGAAGGGG
Messenger RNA from Hyaloscypha bicolor E, 2129 nucleotides. Its product is annotated as sugar transporter. Lineage: Eukaryota; Fungi; Ascomycota; Leotiomycetes; Helotiales; Hyaloscyphaceae. The coding region runs from base 58 to 1701 and encodes 547 amino acids. Gene Ontology annotation, cellular component: membrane. The record is from RefSeq and is a predicted model, not a curated record. The transcript is spliced from 3 exons. Gene Ontology annotation, biological process: transmembrane transport; carbohydrate transport. Gene Ontology annotation, molecular function: carbohydrate:proton symporter activity.